Molecule: messenger RNA, 5239 nt
Organism: Spirodela intermedia
Lineage: Eukaryota; Viridiplantae; Streptophyta; Magnoliopsida; Alismatales; Araceae
Source: the annotation of a GenBank genome assembly
AUGUCUCAGUUUGGAGUCAAGAAACCUCCUCUCUCAGCAAAGGCUGUUCUACAUCAGAGAUAUGGUGACAAGGCAUGUUACAAGGUCGAACAAGUGCUGGAGCCUGUCGAAAAUGAUUGCCCUGGGCUAGCAAUACUGCAUCACGAUCGGGUUCUCUACCGGUGCCAUUUACAGCUCCCUGAAUUGUCUGUCACUUCUGAAAAGUUUACGAAGAGGAAAGAUGCUGAGCAGUCUGCAGCAAAAAUGGCCCUUGAGAAGGUUCUCUUAUUUCGUCUGUGCAAUUUUCUUCUAUUCGAUGGACAACUGCUAGUCUGUGAUUCCAAGGACAUAUGACACUGUAAAAUCGGCAACAUCACUCCAUUUCCGUCUCAAACAUUUCGAUGUAUCUCGACUGUUUUCUAGGCUUUAAGUAGGAAAGCAGGGAUUCAAUUUCUACACGAGAUCAUGUAUACAAUGUAAUUCUGACCCAGAAAAUCGACUUUUUUGUCUCUAUAGGUUUUUUCAUGUUUUUCGAGCAGUUAGGCUCUCCAUUAUCAGCGCAGAAGCAAUUUGGCAUAAAAUAAACCGUUAAAACUAAGAGUUGAAGUACUUAAUAUGAUCUCUAAAUAAAUAUAUUUUGGGAAAAUAUAUGUUUUAUGUCCUCUCCAUAAAAGCUAAAUUUAUCCGUUGGUUAAUUAAUUGAUCACCGUCCAGAUGCCGUUAGUUAAUUUUCCCUGCAGAUUUUCAUAUUCUAGAGGGAUUACAGCAGAAACAUUAUUAUCAUGUAUUUAUGGACUUUAAAAUGCAUUAGGAUGCGUUUUUUCUAACUUUUCUGUAAGUGUUCUCUCUUUCGGAUGGUUGCCAUUUUUGUACCUUUUCAACCUCAGAGACAGUGGUUACACAUUAGAUUUCAAAUAAUUUCUGUCUGAGGUUUGAAAAGCAUUUGAAUAUAGCCUUUUUUGUCUUUCUAUGAAUUGUUGGAUUUUGAUAUCAGUAUUCGAUAACCCUGUUCUUACAUGCCAGAGAACUUAGGUGCUUGCUUUGGAAAUGUAUAUGAGAACUGUGAUUAGAUAGAUAUUGUCUUUUGGGAAGUUUCUAGCAUAAUUUUUAGGAAGUAGGAUGUGAAUCAAAAGUAUGAUGAAGUGAUGAUUACGGUGACGGGAUUUUUUUUUGAGUUGACUUUCUUUUCAGUGUACUUGAGCCCACUACUCUGCUGUUAUUCCAUCUAGCUAUAGAACCUUCGAAGAAUUGAUAGUUUUUAAUGUGAAAUCUUACCCAUACCUGUCACGCCCAUGAUGAUAUAAGUCUAGUUUGUCUAGUAAACAAUACCAUCGCGCAUUAUCUGAACCUUACAAACGCAGCUAUUAUAUUACGCAAUGUGUCCAGUAAAGUAUCUUAGUAGGAUCAUGCUGUUGUCUCUUGUUGCAAUCUAAUCGGCAUAGGUUGGGCAAGCAAGUGGGAAAAUGGUCUUGAAUUUUAUGAAAAGGAACUAUUAAAUGAAAUGCUACCCUGACGACUGGAUGGAUUUAUAUCUGAAAUUGAUUGGAAAACCUGUUUUCAUCUGCAUACCAGUUUCUUGGUUGAUUAUCUAAUUAUCCUUAUUAAAGAGAAGAGAUGGGAGGAGUUCACGCUUGGUUUGAAAAUUAAAUAUGUCAUAUUUUUCAUGAUUAUUUUAAAAUUUUGAAUUCUUGUGUUCAGUUCGUCAAUCAUGUUGAAUAUUUCUUUUCACAUCACACGCACUCUAAUAAAUAUGCUCAUCUGUGGGUUGCCGCUUUCUGAAAGGAAUUCUCUCUGCUCGUUGUAACUCCAUUUGAAAAGAAAUAGAGAUAAAUUAAUGUGCCUUAUUUUCUGGUAUUAUUUCGUUUGCUGAAUCAUGUUUAUACGGCAGGGUUUUUUAUUGCAUAAUUUAUUUUCAGUUCACCGAUAUUGCAUGCAGCUCGGCAUUCAGCCUACCACAAAAGACCUCACACCAGAGGAAGCCUGGGACGAGUUAAUUGUGCGCAUCUCCUCUUUGUUUACAGACAAGGUUAGUAUGAGUAUUCUAUUUUUCUGAUAUUUAAUGAUCUUUGGAAACGCUUCUUAGCUCUUGUCCAGCGAUUAUGUAGUUCUUCCACAUAAGAGCACAAAAAGCCAGUCUCGAUGGUUUCAUAAUGCUCUCUCUCUCUCUCUCUUUCUCUCUCUCUCUCACCAUUUUAUAAUCGUUCUGCUGCCGACGACUGGUACAUUGAUUGCCUAUAUCCUUGUGCUUCUUUUGUUUAUCUCAGCCAUUUGUCUCACGAGAUAGCCAAUAUUCUGUAUCCAGUCUUUCUUUUUGUGGUGCAUGAACGUUCAUCAGAGCUUCCUUCUGACAGCCUUCUGUUUGGCUUGUCUUCUUUCACGGGAAAGUUUUCUUUGUCAGGUCAUCCGAUUGUGGGUCACUUCCGAGCAGCGAUUAAGAGAGAGGGUGACACCCACGGAUUGAUCCCCGUCUCCAUCAUCGCCGCCUGUGAUUCAAAGAUUGUUAACUUGUGCAAACUGGUCAACCCCAAGGCAGGGUCAGACCCUCUCCUGGUCGUCUCUCUUGUCCUCAAGGCAGCGAGAUUGGUCAAUUCGAUCUGCGUUUCUGACAGAGGACUCUGGAUGGGGAAGAAAGGUUCAUAUUCUUCCGAUGCUCUUCAGUCUUUAAUCAGCCAUUCUACUACCUCCACAGACCAUGGAUCGAUCGAAGCGCUGUUCAUUCCAUCCUCCAUUGAGAAGCCCGUUGAGACAAUUACCCUUGAGCUAUCUGCUGGCCGAUGCUACAUGGAUGAAAUUUCUCAAAAGCUUGGUGUUGAGGAUUCAUCUCAUGUUCUAGUUUCAAGGUUCAGAAAACUUUGAAUUCUCAUCAGCCCUUGCGUCGACUGCGGCUAUGCUCACCGGUAGUCUGCUUGCUAUUGUUUCAGGGCGGUAGGCAAAGCUUCUUCGGAAAUGAGGUUUUAUUUUUCUUCUCCAAGAUGCCAACUUUCGUGCCCAGAUUUAUCAUCAUCAGAGACGCCUUUGCAUGGAGAAGAGCCCCUCAACCUGCUGGGUUCAUACUUUUCUGGUCAAAAUAUAUACGGAGAUGCUGUCUUGGCCACUGUUGGGUACGCAUGGAAAUCCAAGGAUCUCUUCUGUGAGAAUGUGACCUUGUCUACAUACUACAGGUCUUCUCUCUCUCUCUCCCCAUUGCUCCUUUGUUUAGUAUAUUUUUCUCAUAAACCCAUCACGAUGUUCUUCAGGAUGCUUCUUGGUAUGACACCCGAUGGAUGCUAUAAGCUGUCUAGAGAAGCUAUACUUGCAGUGAAGUUGCCGUCUUCCUUCACAACGAAGUCCAACUGGAGGGGCCACUCUCCGAGGGACCUGCUGUGCAUGUUCUGCCGCCACCAUCGCCUUAUGGAACCUCUGUUUUCAGUGAAGGAGCUUCCAGCACCAUCGGGAGCAUCACAAGGUCUCGACCAGCUGAAGUCAUCAGAGGGAUUGGGCGUUUUCGCCUGCGAAGUGAAGAUCUUGUCUAAGCAGCAAGACCCAAUACUCGAAUGCCUCGGGGAUGGCUGCAAGAAGCAGACUGAUGCAGUUCAGAAGGCCGCUUUGAGCGCCCUUUCGUGGCUGGACAGGUGCUUCAAGCGCCUGUGCGUGCCUCUUGAGGAGCCAUCGUCGUCGUCUUCCUCCUCUGGGUCUGCCCAGCAAAUCCGUGUCUACCCAGAGAGAUUCUCCCAGGAGCUCGCACACUGCUUCGCCGUCCAUGCCCGCCGCCCUCGGGAGAGAGACUCUCCACGAAUGCAGCCCACGCAGCCCGGACUGGUCUCUUUCAGAGUCGAAGGCCUGGAGUCUGGUGCGCCGCCAGCAGUGGGUUCCUUGGUCUCCAUCAGCUACACCAUUUCUCUGGUAGGUGGAGCGGAGGAAGGAAGCAGACAGACCUUGGAAAGCAGAGAUGAACUUGAGUUCGAGCUGGGGACUGGAGCUGUGAUCGACCAUGUCGAAGCAUGUGUCUCUCAGAUGUCCACUGGCCAGUCUGCUCAGUUCACCAUAAGCCUGCCUUCCAGGGAACUGGUCUUGGCUGCGUCUGGUCAAUCUGCCGAGCUCAUCUCCCCUCUGGAUCUUCGUGAGCUCCUCUUCCAGUCUGCGCUUCUUCUCCAUUAAUUAAUCUACGGCAUCUUGCAGGGUAUAAACUUGCUUUUUGAGUGCGGGUGAUCUUGAUUUCAUGCCUUCGCAGGGGCCUGCUCUCUGGAGUACUCACUGAAGGUGCUUCAGAUCUCCGAGCCUAAUGAGGUCCGGAUGGAGCAAGCUCUUUUCAGCCCCCCUCUGUCGAAGCAGAGGGUUGACUUUGCCAUGGGUCUCAUCAACAGCACCUCCGCCACUAGCCUGGUAUACUGACCUGCACCAUUCUUCCUCCCUCCCUUUUCUCCACUCCGUUGACUUUGAGGCGUGCAGGUUGACUUCGGUUGUGGGUCGGGUAGCCUCCUUGAUUCCUUGAUGGAGCAUCAGACGACCCUGGAGAAGGUUGUCGGCGUGGAUGUCUCCACCAGAGGCCUCUGCCGGGCAGCAAAGGUCAACGUUCACUCCAAUAAUCCAUUUAUUUAUUCCUGCAAUCAUGAGAAGAAACAUUACGUCUCUUCUGACUCGGCAGAUACUCCAUGCAAAGCUUGCUAAGGAGGACAGUCCAGUGGGAAGCUCCAUCAAAUCCGCCGUGCUCUACGGCGGCUCCAUCACCGACUACGACUCCCGGCUGCAUGGAUUCGACGUGGGCACCUGCCUAGAGGUACGAUGGUCGCCCUAAAUCUUCAGAGCAGCGAGAUGCGCCAUUGGAGGAGACCUGCUGAAGCAGACUAGCCUGCAGGUGAUAGAACACAUGGAGGAGGAUCAGGCGGGCCUGUUCGGAGAAGUGGUUCUGAGCUUGUUCUGCCCCCGCCUGCUGAUAAUCUCGACGCCGAACUAUGAAUACAACCCCGUGCUCCAGGGGAGUCUGAUGGCGGCGGAGGAGGACGACCGAGGGGAGAAGUCCCGGACCGCGCCCUGCAGAUUUCGCAACCAUGAUCACAAAUUCGAGUGGACGAGGGGGCAGUUUGAGCGCUGGGCCGUUGACCUCGCCAGCAGGCACUCUUACAGGGUUGACUUUGGGGGUGUCGGCGGGUCUCCUGGCGUGGAACCGGGUUUUGCUUCGCAGAUUGCCGUCUUCCGGCGGUGCGCUUCCCAUCCCGCGGAGGCGGGCCCGACCGCCGGGGCGGUCAAACUUUACGAGGUCAUUUGGGAGUGGCCCAGCUAG